CUGUGAUUGACUCAUGGAAUCCACCAGCUAUUGGGAUACUGGCUUCUUUAAUGGUACCGGCUCUGGGGUAGCACUGAGGAACAGCUCCAAUUUCAGCUCCCAGUUUACUAGUGUGGAGCUGAUCCAGUCUUUCAAACCUCUGAUCAUCCCCUGCUACACCUUGGUGGUGCUUGUCGGCAUCUUUGGCAACUACCUUCUUCUUUAUGUCAUCUGCAAGACCAAGAAAAUGCACAACGUCACCAACUUCUUCAUUGGAAACUUGGCCUUCUCAGAUAUGUUGAUGUGUGCAACCUGCAUCCCCUUUACUCUGGCAUAUGCUUUCGACCCCCAGGGGUGGAUCUUUGGGAAGUUCCUGUGUUACUUUGUCUUCCUGAUGCAGCCCAUGACCGUCUAUGUGUCUGUUUUCACACUUACAGCCAUUGCUGUGGACAGAUAUUACACCACUCUGCAUCUCCUGAAGAAACGCAUCUCAUUUACGACGUGUGUCUAUGUCAUUGGUGGGAUCUGGCUGCUCUCGUGUGCCCUGGUAGCUCCUGCGGUUGCCCACACCUACCAUGUGGAGUUCCAAAAGGAAGGCUUUGCCAUCUGCGAGGAGUUCUGGAUAGGAGAAGAGAGGGAGCACCUGGCCUAUGCUUACAGCACCUUGAUCAUCACCUACAUCCUGCCUCUUUCGGCCGUCUCGCUCUCCUACAUCUGCAUCACCCUCAAGCUGAAGAACCGUGUCGUUCCGGGUCAUCCGACACAAAGCCAGGCAGAGUUUGACCGCCUGAGAAGAAGGAAGAUCUUCCGCCUCCUGGUGUUGGUGGUGGCUGCUUUUGCCGUCUGCUGGCUCCCCAUUCAUGUCUUCAACAUCAUCCGUGACAUCGAUAUCAACCUCAUCAACAAAGAAUACUUCCUUCUGUUGCAAUUGUUCUGCCACUGGUUUGCCAUGAGCUCCUCCUGCUAUAAUCCUUUCCUUUACGCCUGGUUGCAUGAUCGCUUCCGGAGCGAGUUGAAAGAAAUGUUCGCCUUCAAGAAGAAAAUAAUCCCCGCCAAUAAUUGUGUGGCCGUCAGUGUUAUGCUUUAG
Molecule: messenger RNA, 1066 nt
Organism: Protobothrops mucrosquamatus (brown spotted pit viper)
Lineage: Eukaryota; Metazoa; Chordata; Lepidosauria; Squamata; Viperidae
Product: prolactin-releasing peptide receptor-like
Exons: 2
Coding region: 14-1066 (350 amino acids)
Biological process (GO): G protein-coupled receptor signaling pathway
Cellular component (GO): plasma membrane; neuron projection
Molecular function (GO): neuropeptide binding; neuropeptide Y receptor activity
Source: RefSeq, a predicted model, not a curated record